Messenger RNA from Aegilops tauschii subsp. strangulata, 3543 nucleotides. NCBI's taxonomy places the organism in Eukaryota, Viridiplantae, Streptophyta, Magnoliopsida, Poales, Poaceae. The record is from RefSeq and is a predicted model, not a curated record.
AUGGAGUGCACCCUCAAGACUGUAUUUUGGAAUGUCCGUGGCCUUCACUCUAGGGCUAAGCGCACCGCGGUCCGCUAUGUAAUUUCAUCGGUCUCGCCGAACAUUGUGUUCCUUCAAGAAAUGAAGCUCGAUUCGUCCUCAUUGCCCCUUGUCGUGGAGACGCUCGGCUCAUGCUUCUUGGAUUACUUCUUCCUCCCGGCCUCUGGCACCCGCGGCGGCAUCCUUCUUGCUUGGAACCGCAAUGAGAUAGCUAUCUCCAGCCCCUACAUCGGUCAACACCACAUCACGGCCCUCGUUUCUACCACUUCGGGCGCGCACCCUUGGCGGAUCACCGGGGUCUAUGGCCCGCAGGACGACGAUGAGGAGAUCUUAUUCCUCGAGGACCUGCAAGAUACCCGCGACUCUUGCGCUGGCCCCUGGCUGCUCGGCGGUGACUUCAACCUCGUUUCCUCCUCCAGUGACAAGAGUAACGGGCGGAUUAACAGGCGCACCUCCAACCGUUUCCGUCGCUUCAUUGCUGAUAUGGAGCUGCGCGACGUCUACAUGCACGGCCGCCAUUACACCUGGUCUAAUGAGAGGGACUCGCCCAAGCUCGUGCGUAACGACCGCUUUCUCUGCACCUCCGAGUGGGAUCUCGCACAGCCACAUGCCAUUCUCCGUUGCCUUGCCACGAUGGUGUCCGACCACUGCCCGCUUUUUCUCGACUACACUCCGCGUUCUGCUGGCCCAAGACGCUUCCACUUUGAGCGGUUUUGGAUCAAACUUGAAGGUUUUCAAGACACGGUGGCGGCUGCUUGGGCCUCCGUCCACGACCCGGACCCUUUCCGGUGCAUCUACCUCCGCCUCAAGAUCACGGCUCGCCGCCUCCAGAGUUGGGGCGCGCGCACUCAUGGCCACAUCUCCCUGCAGCUUAUGAUUGCGCAGGAGCUUAUUGCCAGCCUCGACGCUGCCCAGGACAUCCGGGCUCUUUCCCCCUCUGAGGUCUGGCUUCGACGCAGCCUCAAGCGCGCCUACCUUGGAUUAGCUUCGCUCGACAGAUCCAUCGCUCGUGAGCGGGCGCGGUUCGGCUGGAUGAAGGAGGGUGAGACUAACACCGCCUUCUUCAAAAUCCACGCGGCCCACGGGCAGCAGAAGAACCGCAUUCUCUCCCUUCAGCAUGAGGGCGCUACGAUCACCGAUGAGCAAGACAUGGCCAAGGCGGCAUAUCACCACUUCUCUGCACUCCUUGGCACUCCAAGACCCCGCGACUUCUCCCUCAACCUGCAACAGAUUGACGUUCGCUCCUUCGAUCUUGAGGAGCUUGAGCUACCUUUCUCUGAGGCAGAAAUCUGGGCUGCGGUCAAGGCACUCCCCCGUGGAAAAGCCCCGGGCCCCGAUGGAUUCACGACCGAAUUCCUUGUGGCGUGCUGGGAUACUGUCAAAGCCGACGUCUACGAGGUGUUCGACAAGUUCUACACAAUGAAUGGGCGCAGCCUCCAGCGUCUUAAUGAAGCCCUUAUCACGUUGAUCCCGAAGAAGCUGGACGCCUCCUCUCUCUCGGACUACCGCCACAUCAGCCUAAUCCACCUGAUCGUGAAGCUCAUCACCAAAGUCCUCUCGCUUCGCCUUGCUCCUCGCCUGGGCCAGCUCGUCUCCUCCAACCAAAGUGCAUUCAUCGUCGGGCGGUGCGUGCACGACAAUUUUAUGCUGGUCCAGCAGACCGCCCGCCAGCUUCAUAAUCUCCGCGUGCCUCGUGUCCUCCUCAAGCUCGACAUUGCACGCGCGUUUGAUACGGUAUCAUGGGCUUUCCUCCUUGACGUGCUCCGCCACCUGGGCUUCGGUCGGCGGUGGAUCGAGUGGAUUUCCAUCUUGCUCUCCACAUCCAGCACGCACGUCCACAUCAAUGGAUCCCCCGGCCCUCCCAUUGCCCACGCUCGCGGGCUGCGGCAAGGCGAUCCCGUGUCUCCGAUGUUGUUUACAAUUGCCAUUGAUGCUCUCAACUCCCUCCUCCUCCAUGCCCACCGCAGCGGCCUCCUUCAACGGCUCACCACUCGGCACACCUCUUCGAGCAUCUCUCUCUAUGCCGAUGACGUGAUCAUUUUUUGCCACCCCUCUACCCGCGAUCUCUGGGUCAUUCGGGAGCUGCUUCGUGUCUUCGGCGAGGCUUCAGGGCUCUACACGAACUUUGCCAAGUGUUCGGCAACCCCGAUCCGCUGCGACGAUCCCACGCGAGCCUCCAUCGCGUGCGAGCUGGCUUGCACAGUCAUGGACUUCCCUAUCACCUACUUGGGCAUUCCUCUCUCGCUCCGGAAGCCGUCCGCCUCGUCGCUCCGGCCGAUUGUUGAGAAGCUGGCCAAGAAGCUUUCCUCCUGGCGUGCGAUGCUCCUGUCCCGCGGCAAGCGUCUCGCCCUCGUCCGCCACGUGCUGUGCGCGAUCCCCUCCCACAUCAUGGUGGUCAUCGCUCUGUGCCCGACGAUUCUCAAGCAAGUGAACCGAAUGAUCCGCGAAUUCCUCUGGCAUGGCAAUAAGGAGACCCGCGCUGGGCACGGGCCAGUCAGCUGGCAGCGCGUCUGCCGCCCCCUCCAUCCGGGCGGCCUCGGCAUUCCGGACCUCCAUCGGCAAGGGAUCUCUCUCCGCGUACGCUGGUUGUGGCUGCAGCGCACCGACCCGGCCAGGCCGUGGGCACACCUGCACCUGCCCUCAGAUGCUGACUCCUCCUCCAUCUUCCGCGCGUCCACUUCUUGGGUUCUCGGUGAUGGAAGGUCUUGCCGUUUCUGGACUGAUGCUUGGAUCGACGGCAUGGCCAUUGCGGACAUCGCCCCUGCCCUCCUCCCCUUGGUCCCCCGUCGGCGACACAAGCGCACCGUGGCGGAUGGACUCCAGGACCGCCGCUGGAUCGCGGACUUGCGUGGCGCGCUCACACCCACCGCGCUGGUGGAGUACGUCCAUCUUUGGACCAGACUCCGUCACCUUCACCUUUCAGCCUCCCCAGACCGCCUUGUCUGGCGCUGGACUGCGAACGGGAAAUACUCCGCAAGAUCAUGCUACCGUGCCCUCUUUGCCGGCUCCACAUCCGCCCCAUACUGGCGCCUCACCUGGAAGUGUUGGGCCCCCCUGCGCGUUAAGAUGUUCACCUGGCUGGCCGACCUUGACCGUUGCUGGACUGCCGAUAGACUGGCCCGCCACGGUCUCCCCCACAACGACAGAUGUGCUCUCUGCGACCAGGACGUCGAGACUUUGCAACAUAUUAUCAUCGCAUGCCCCUUCUCCAGGCAGAUUUGGCAUGACGUCCUGGCUUGGGUGCGCGCCACCGUCCCCCCUUCGUCCGGUCCCGAAGAGUUCCUCCCUUGGUGCUCCUCGAUGAUCAUGAGCUCCCCCACAGGGCACCGCAAGGGGCUUGCCACCCUCGCAACCCUGGCGGCUUGGUCUAUCUGGAAGCAGCGCAACCGCUGCGUCUUCGACGGCGAGUCCCCCUCCACCUCCCGGCUUCUUGAGCUUAUCCAGGACGACGCGCGUUCUUGGGCUAGGGCUGGAGCUCACGGUUUAGCUGCGCUCUUGGCAUAG